ACCCUGCAAUUCUGUUCAAUCCGAAAGCCCUCACAAUUUACAUUAAGUGUAUCUUUGUCUUCCCGGACUCGCAUUCACUAUAUCCCUCUCCGGACCCGCAUUCACUAUAUCCGCUCUCCCCGGACCCCGCAUUCACUAUAUCCGCUCUCCCCGGACCCUGCAUUCACUAUAUCCGCUCUCCCCGGACCCCGCAUUCACUAUAUCCGCUCUCCCCGGACCCCGCAUUCACUAUAUCCGCUCUCCCCGGACCCCGCGCAUUCACUAUAUCCGCUCUCCCGGACCCCGCAUUCACUAUAUCCGCUCUCCCCGGACCCCGCAUUCACUAUAUCCGCUCUCCCCGGACCCCGCAUUCACUAUAUCCGCUCUCCCCGGACCCGCAUUCACUAUAUCCGCUCUCCCCGGACCCACGCAUUCACUAUAUCCGCUCUCCCCGGACCCCCGCAUUCACUAUAUCCGCUCUCC
This is a messenger RNA of Staurois parvus, 462 nucleotides long. Lineage: Eukaryota; Metazoa; Chordata; Amphibia; Anura; Ranidae. The record is from the annotation of a GenBank genome assembly.